ACAAUCCAACGGCGCAUAAACUCUCUGUCACUGCCACAGUUAAUGUCUCAUUACUACGUUUUUUCUUGGUCUGAGAUCACAACGUUUACUCUGCCUCUCUCUGUGAUGGGUUUGCUGACGUUUUGUUUUUUGUUGUCUACGGAAAGCCUGAUAUAAAGGAUGCAAAGAUAGGAGCUUUAAUCUCAAAGCCGAAUAAUCAGUCCAUCUCAUAUUCUAGCUGAAUCUGCUUACAUAUGAAAUAAAAACAAAUUCUUCAAAGCAUGUAGUUUCAAAUUUUCCACAUGUUACAAGCUGCAUGCAAGCCAAUGAGGAUAUCAGAUGAAUUUUUCAUCUGUUAAGAAAGAGAAGGGGAUUUGUAGAUAGAGUGCACAAAUACAGAAAGCUCAUUUUUACCAAUCUAUGCAUUCUCGCCCUCUAAGUUGGUUGGCGGACUUAGAUGGAUGUUCCCUCUCCAGAACCACAUAGCGACUCUCGAAGUGACCAAUAUCCUUUGCUACUAGAGCAGAUGGAAAGCCCCAACAGUCAUGUGCACGUAAUUGACGUAACGAGGAAUGAUGAUACCUCAUCAAGUUCAUCUAAUGAUGAUCAACCUCCUAGAGUGGACUUACCUCAGCAUGAAGAUAGACUGUCACGUAUUACACAUGCCCCCACUUAUCAGGCUGCUUCAACUUCGUCAAACAGAUUAAGUGCUAGGAGUUCAUCAUUUAUGAGGCGGGGUGAUGGGUAUAGUCGCCACAGAAGAAGCCCAUUGAAUUCAGGGCUGUGGCUUUCUGUUGAACUUCUUGUCACUAUGAGUCAGAUAAUAGCAUCUAUUGUUGUUUUGUCAUUGUCGACAAAUGAAAAUCCGCAAGCCCCUUUGUUUGCAUGGAUUGUGGGUUAUGCAUCUGGCUGUGUUGCAACACUACCUAUUCUUUACUGGAGAUUCCGUAACCGCAACAGGGGUGCUGAGCUAGAAUCCACUCAAUCUCAUCAAGGGUCUUCUGAACGCAAUCCUCCUGAACCAACUUCUUAUACAGCUAUUUCAAUUACUCCAGCUUCAGACGAAGAAAGAAAUCACACUACAGAAACAGUCAUGAGAAACCCUCAAGUUGCAGAACCCUCAAGUGCAAGACUUAAUGGGUUGGUGGAUCAUUUCAAGAUGGCAUUAGAUUGCUUCUUCGCAGUCUGGUUUGUUGUGGGAAAUGUGUGGAUUUUUGGAGGUCACUCUUCUCCCUCUGAUGCUCCUAAAUUGUAUAGGUUAUGCAUAGUGUUCCUUACCUUUAGCUGUAUCGGAUAUGCCAUGCCAUUCAUACUGUGUGCAACAAUUUGUUGCUGCCUGCCGUGCAUCAUCUCUGUCCUGGGAUUCCGAGAGGACCAUGCUCAGACUAGAGGAGCCACCACAGAGUCAAUUAAUGCUCUGCCAACCUACAAAUUCAAGCUGAAGAGAAAUGGUAUGAAUGAUGAUCAGGAGAGCAACACCUCUGGUGAAGGAGGACUCUUGGCUGCAGGGACAGAGAAGGAGCGUGCAAUAUCAGAAGAAGAUGCGGUUUGUAGUAUUUGCCUGGCAAAUUAUUCAGAUAAUGAUGAGGUAAGAGAAUUAACAUGUUCACAUGUCUUUCAUGUGGAGUGUGUUGACAAAUGGUUGAAAAUCAAUGCCUCAUGCCCCCUCUGUAAGUCGGAGGUUGGAGAGAGCAGCGGUACCACGCCAGCCAGAGACUCCAGCCAGCAAUAGGGUGAGGAGCUGGGCACAGCUGAUUGCUAAGUAUAUGAAAGGACAGAAAAUGACAGAAUUCUAUAUUGUUGAGACUGCUGAGACUAUCUCAGGUUCAGUAAUAGGGUGAAGUGCUUCGGUUUAUCUGUAAAUAUCGUCUACAGUUUAAAUAUAAAGGUGAGUUCCCUCUCCCCUGUUGGACA
Rosa rugosa (rugosa rose) is the source of this 1893-nucleotide messenger RNA. Its product is annotated as E3 ubiquitin-protein ligase At1g63170. The record is from RefSeq and is a predicted model, not a curated record. Lineage: Eukaryota; Viridiplantae; Streptophyta; Magnoliopsida; Rosales; Rosaceae. The transcript is spliced from 5 exons. The coding region runs from base 437 to 1711 and encodes 424 amino acids.